AUGCAAUUUGUGUUGAAUGUGCACGGCAACAUUGCAGAGGAUGAGGCUGAGAGGCUGGGCCUGGUACCCUCUCACGCCUAUGCCGUUUUGGACGUGAAGGAGGUCAAUGGGACUAGACUCCUGCAGGUGAAGAACCCGUGGAGCCGCAAGCGAUGGCGCGGGCCUUACUCCGUAGAAGAUACCCAAAGAUGGACACCGGCACUCAAGGAGGCCGUGAAGUACGACCUGGAAACAGCCAUGCUCAAGGACAACGGUGUCUUCUGGGUGGACUUUGCAUCCAUCUUCCAGUACUUCAAAAACGUCUUCAUGAACUGGAACCCGAGCGUCUUCAGCUUCAGGUUCGUGAUGCACCUGCGGUGGCCGGUGAACAUGGGUCCCAAGAACGACUCCUUCAACCUCGGCGACAACCCGCAGCUAUCGCUCUCCGUCAAGAGCAGCGCGAAAAGUGCCGUUUCGGGGGCAUCGGGCUCGGCGAUGGCUGCCGCGGCGGGAGGGGCGGCAGCGGCGGUGGCGCGCACGCAGUCUCCGACGGUGUGGGUGCUGCUAAGCAGACACGUGACGGUGAUCGAGUCUGACCCUGCAGAAGGCGACUUUUUGACGAUGCACGUCUACGCGGGCACGCAGGGGAAGCGGGUCUACUACCCGGACACGCCAAUGUUCAAGGGGAUCUACACCAACAACCCUCACACGCUCGUCAGGUUCGACUUGCCGGAGAAUACGGGCUCCACGGACAAGUGGGUCGAUUACACGCUCGUGGUCAGCCAGUACGAGAAGAAGAGAGAAGUCAGUGCGGGGGGGGCACUGGGGAGCCCGCUUUUCUACACCAACCCACAGUACGCGGUUGUGCUCACACAAAAAACAAAGGUCCACAUCGAAGUCAGGGCACCCAAAGACAUCAACGCUACCGUGGUGUCGCAAGGAGGAAUGCGGAUUGACACUGUCUCGAGCGAGCGAGAGGUGAUGACGACGGGCUCAUACCGGCCGGGUUUCUGUUACGCGGAAAACGUUCUGCCGGCGGGAACGUACACUGUUAUCUUCAGCACCUACAGACCGGGCCAGGUGUGCGCGACAAGACACAGUUCUGUACUUGCACAAUAAUAGGCAAUGACCACGUAUAUCCCCUUCGCUGCUUUUAAUACGCUCGAUUAUUUUCACAUGAGGCGAAAAUUGAACUGGCUUCUUAGUUUCUUGUCGAUGCCACGAAUUGGAAAGAAAGGUGGCGGGGUUCGUGGCAAAGCUGUGCACG
This is a messenger RNA of Ectocarpus sp. CCAP 1310/34, 1246 nucleotides long. The record is from the annotation of a GenBank genome assembly. NCBI's taxonomy places the organism in Eukaryota, Phaeophyceae, Ectocarpales, Ectocarpaceae.